AUGGAGAGCACGACCAAGGUGGACGACGAGCAGUGGCUGGCCUACUGGAUAAUCUACUCCUUCAUCACCCUCUUCGAAAUGGCGGCCGAGAAUGUCCUCUACUGGAUACCUCUGUGGUACGAGGCGAAACUGUUGUUGGUGGCGUGGCUGGUCCUGCCGCAGUUCAGGGGCGCGUCCUUCAUCUACGACAAGUUCGUCAGGGAGCAGCUGAGAAAGAACGGGGUGAGGCUGCAAGAUAACCACGGCCACGGCCAUGGCCACGCCGCCGACCACGUGCCGCACAUCUUCCAGGCUGAGCAUCAUGCCGUGCACUGA
This is a messenger RNA of Miscanthus lutarioriparius, 315 nucleotides long. The record is from the annotation of a GenBank genome assembly. Lineage: Eukaryota; Viridiplantae; Streptophyta; Magnoliopsida; Poales; Poaceae.